AUGGGCAUUCCCUUGCGGGUAGUUCUCGACAAGCACGACCGCUUCUUGCCGGAGACGAUCUCGGAGUUCUACUGCUUCCUCGGUCGCCAACAAGAGGCUUUUCACUACCACGAGAGUGAGGUCAUCUGGCACGCCGUCUCGGGAGCGAGGUGGGAGGAACUGGACACCUAUAUCAAGGCGUUUGAGGAGCAUUCCGAGCAGCGGUGGGAAGAGGCCCGAGGCAACUUGAGCUAUAACAUCUUCUCCGCCGCAGUGCGUAACGAUUGGAAGGACUUGUGGCGAUUCGCACCGACCAAUGGUCCCCUGAUGUGUCAGAUCGAGCAAUGGACCGGUAUCUGUACGUGCAGAAUACCGCCGAUGCGCACGCGGACCUGACCAUUUAUCGUCCACGCCGUAACAGACAUGCAUCGCAUUCGAAAGGUCUAUAUCCUCCAAUGCAACAAGAACUUCCCCAGUAUCGAUCCACCCCUGCGCGAGUCCGACAACCUUGCCGUGCGGCUCGCUCCUUACGGCGGGCUGCCGUCCUGGGCGCCUGACCGUAGAGAGUGGUUCCAAAAUUUUGGGUGUACGAUUGCGACUCGUUCUCACCCUGGUUAUCUCUCCAACGACGAAAUCGAUCAUAUCCGAAGUGAGUCCUUGCCUUUGCGCUCACAGAUAUCGCUCGUUGCUCGCCUUGGCCUUCGCUUCGCUGACGCCUCGGAGACCUCGGCUGCCGCGUCUACAAAAUGCUUACGUCGGUCGGUCGCGGCGUUGUGCAGGAAGAGGAGUGCACUUUGGUCUCGACCCCGUGAUUGGCUUCAAAAGCGUCGUCGACACGAGAGCCGAGGCCAGCACGGAGGUCAUGGGGCUACCUGAGCUACUGCCUGACUCGAACUCAGAGACGGACAAAGUUGAGAACGUCGACGCUAAGAGUGGCCAACGCCGCCCGCGAACGCUCUCCCGCUUGUAG
Molecule: messenger RNA, 949 nt
Organism: Microbotryum saponariae
Lineage: Eukaryota; Fungi; Basidiomycota; Microbotryomycetes; Microbotryales; Microbotryaceae
Source: the annotation of a GenBank genome assembly